Messenger RNA from Oryza sativa Japonica Group (Japanese rice), 608 nucleotides. The record is from RefSeq and is a predicted model, not a curated record. Lineage: Eukaryota; Viridiplantae; Streptophyta; Magnoliopsida; Poales; Poaceae.
UUCUCAUCUAUUUAAAUGCCUUCUCCUUGCUUGUCAUCGCCAUUGCCAUCGUCAUCACAGCACAAAUCAGUCAAAUAGUCAAACAAAACACACACCACCAGCAGCAGCUAGCCAUAGCCAUGGCCAUGACGACCCGCACCCUCCUCCUCGCCGCCGUCUGCGCCGCCGCCGCCUUGCCCCGAGGCUGGAGCCCGAUAAAGAACAUCGACGACCCGCACAUCCAGGAGCUCGGCAGGUGGGCGAUCACGGAGAACAACCGGGUGUCGCCGAGCGACGAGCUCACGUUCCACAGGGUCACCGGCGGCGAGCAGCAGGUGGUGUCCGGCAUGAACUACCGCCUCGAAAUCGAGGCGGCGAGCGGCGGCGGCGACGUCACCGGCAGCUACGGCGCGGUGGUGUUCGAGCAGGAGUGGAGCAACACGCGCAAGCUCAUCUCCUUCGACAAGAACCACAACUUCUGAGCUCCCCGGAGGGCGAUCGAUAGCUCUCGAUCGGCAAGAUUUAUGUGUUGAAUAGCUCGAGUUGUUUUGAUGUAACCAUUGCGUGGAUAUUUUGUCCAUCCAAUUGUUUUUCACAUCGAUAAAAAGCCAGAUUUCUUCUGAUCUCAA